AUGUCAAAAAGACGUUUCUUAUCAUUGAUAGUGCAGUUUCGAUCGUGCCGCAUCAAAGAAACCCGGUUACUUUCUCUCGCCACCAUGGAACAGAAGACUAAUUUGAAACAAGACCCAGCUUACCAAAAACUUCAAGACUUCUAUGGCUUGAAUUCUGAGAAGAUCAACAUUCAACAACUUUUCCAACAAGACCCGGACCGGUUCAAUAAGUUCAGCCUCCGCAUACCAACUCCAAAUGAUGGUGAAAUCCUGCUGGACUAUUCCAAGAACCGCGUGGACGGUGCCGUCAUGGCGCUGCUCCACAACCUGGCAAGGAACCGCGGCGUCGAGAAAGCCAGGGAUGCCAUGUUCUCAGGCCAGAAGAUAAACUUCACGGAAGACCGUGCGGUGCUGCACAUUGCGCUGCGCAACCGCCAGAACCGGCCCAUCGAGGUGGCCGGGAAGGAUGUCAUGCCCGACGUCAACGCGGUCCUGGCGCACAUGAAGGAGUUCAGUCAGCAGGUCAUCUCCGGGGAGUGGAAGGGGUACACUGGCAAGCAGAUCACUGACGUGAUCAACAUCGGUAUCGGCGGCUCAGACCUGGGUCCGCUCAUGGUCACCGAAGCGCUGAAACCCUACGCCAACCAUCUGAAGGUACACUUCGUGUCGAAUAUCGACGGCACCCACUUGGCCGAGGUUCUCAAGAAGUUAAACCCGGAGACGGCGCUGUUCAUCAUCGCCUCCAAGACCUUCACCACCCAGGAGACCAUAACUAAUGCCACUUCGGCCAAGACCUGGUUCCUUGAAGCUGCUAAGGAUCCGUCUGCGGUGGCGAAGCACUUCGUCGCGUUGUCCACGAACGGCGAGAAGGUGACGGCCUUCGGGAUCGACUCCAAGAACAUGUUCGGUUUCUGGGACUGGGUUGGUGGAAGGUAUUCCCUGUGGUCGGCGAUCGGUCUUUCCAUCUCCCUGUACGUCGGCUUCGAUAAUUUCGAGAAGCUUCUAGAAGGAGCCUUCUUCAUGGACCAGCAUUUCGCCACUGCGCCGUUGGAGCAGAAUGCGCCUGUGAUCCUGGCAUUGCUCGGAAUCUGGUACAGCAACUUCCACGGCGCGGAGACACACGCGCUUCUGCCCUACGACCAGUAUCUGCACAGAUUCGCGGCAUACUUCCAACAAGGCGACAUGGAGAGUAACGGCAAGUACGUGACGCGGUCUGGCCAGCAGGUGGACUACAGCACCGGGCCCAUCGUGUGGGGCGAGCCCGGCACCAACGGACAGCACGCCUUCUACCAGCUCAUACACCAGGGCACCAGACUGAUCCCCUGCGACUUCAUUGCGCCCGCGCAGACCCACAACUCCAUUUCUGGCGGCGUGCACCACAAGAUCCUGUUAGCCAACUUCCUCGCGCAGACCGAAGCCUUGAUGAAGGGCAAGACUGCUGAUGAGGCGAAGGCGGAGUUAGAGAAGUCCGGCAUGGCGCCGGAGGCUGUGGCCAAGAUCCUCCCGCACAAGGUGUUCAAGGGCAACCGGCCUACCAACUCCAUCGUCGUGAAGAAAGUCACGCCCUUCACUCUUGGCGCGCUUAUUGCAAUGUACGAGCACAAAAUCUUCACCCAAGGCGUGAUCUGGGACAUAAACUCGUUCGACCAGUGGGGCGUGGAGCUCGGUAAGCAGCUGGCGAAGGCUAUCGAGCCUGAACUCCAGGACAACAAGCCUGUCACCAGCCACGACGGCUCCACCAACGGGCUUAUUAACUUCUUGAAGCAAAACUUCUAAGCUAUACCCUCUUGCGUUAAUAGCAUGGUGCUGACAGCUGACAGAAUAAAUUAGUACAUUGUUUACCGUGAAAAUAGUGAUCGAUUACCAAGUAGGGUAGCCUUAAUAUAUCUGAGUUGGGAAUUUAUACUACACCUAAAAGGAAAAGGGCUAAAAUUGUUGUAACCCUUAUCCAUUUUCAUAUUGAAAAUUCGUAUAAUACAAUAUGGCGUCCGCGCGCAAUUGUCAUUGCUUUAAAUUUAUUCUUUUUAGUUUUUUUUAAAUACCAUUCAGCCACGUCACGCCUCCUACUAGUAACACAGCCACAAACCUGUUUGUAUUUUGACAUGUCCCAAAAUUUAAUUUUAGAAUGCGGAAUGGUAUUUAUUUUCAUAGGGGCUUAUUUUGACAUCACAGUAAUGUCGUACUUUCUGCCCCUUUAAAAAAAAUUUUUUGGGGCCGUCCAUUAAUCAUGUGAUAUUUUUUUUGGCAUUUUUAUCUUAUUAUUUUUUGGUCUCUCUUGCACUAGAUUGUAAUCUAUCUUUCGGUCCUGCUCUCAUAAGCACCAUGCUAGAGCGAACUUAGUUGGGAAAUGGUCUUUAUGUAAACGUUAUUUAGAAUGAAGAAUAAUGUAUUUUGGAACCUAACUCUCGAAGUAAGAUCUGAUUGUUUGCGUUUUAUUUUGGGCUCUAAGGUCGAUCGCACUUUGGUCGCUUUUUAGUUUCGUACGAAUUUAUCUCGCGAGAACGCGUACGAACUAGAGGUGCCGAUCGAUAGUUGAGCAAUAGUAAGAAUAUCGAUAAUUUAAUCGAUAGUGUUGAUAGUUACCGAUAUUAUCGAACCGCACAGAAACAGAACAAUCGAUAUUUAUUACGCGAUAUAAUAACCUCAAACUAACGAGUUUUGUAUCUGUGAGCAUCAACAGUAUUCCACUAUUUCCACUCCGACAAUGCUAAUGUCAGGUUUCGAGUUAUCGAUAGUUUUGUUAUUAUUAAUUCAGGUAGGUUUUCAAUUUUGGCAAAUAUUUCACAGAAUUUCCGACAUUUUUAUGUCAAAUCCUGUCUUAAUUAUUAUUUCUAAGGUUCCGCUUGUAUUUAAAUAUUGAAGACGUAACACUGCAGUAUUUUAAGACCAUAUUUUUCAAUAACUUAAACUUUAUUAUGCUAUACAUUCAAUAAUUUUUAGAGAUGCUUUUGUUAAUAAUGAAGUCGUUUCGUGUAUACUUUGAUAGCAAUGUACGUAUGUGUGGUAAGAGAUCAAAUUAUGAAAAUAUUUAUUUAUUAAUAAGAAAAAGUGGAAAAAAAGAAUUAAUAUCACUGCCUAAUGAAAAUUAUCGGCGAAAUAAAGGGCAUUGAACAUUUCACUAUGGAGGCUGGCAUAGCCUGGUGGCGCCACCUAGCGGAUUUUUUAAAACUGCGGCGCACGAUGAAACCUGUGCAUAUCGAUAGGGGGCACUUUUCUGAACAAAAAAGCUUUAAUGAACCUAUGCUCUAAAGCGUCACGUUUUCAAGAUAUUUAGCUUGAAAGUUCCGAAAAGUGUUGUAUGAACAAAUCGAUUUUACUUUUAUAUGCAAUUGGAAUAUAGUGACUAAGUGAUUAUGCAUGGAAUAUUAGUGUUUAAUAUACCACAUAUUUACUUUAUUGAAAAAUAAAUAAAUAGAAAAUAGGUAAAAUAAAUAUCUAUAACUUACUUUUAUGUGUAACUUAAAAGAAAUCCAUAAACGCGUCGUGAGAUGUACAGCUCAUGACUUAUUCUCGUGGUAAUCACGCUCAAAGUUAUUUGCUAUGAUUGUCUAACAAUUUCACACUUUUAGAGUUUUUAUGUUUAUUCAAUGAAAGGCAGCUUAAAUGUCUAAUCACAGUGAAAGCAGGUGGGGUGUGAAAAUUCGCUUUUAGGACUACUUUACUUUACAGCAGUGUAUGGAACAUACCUAGUUCGUAUAGACACACCAACGGGGUGUGUGCCUUCAAUGCAACGGGACCUUAAGCUGUUUAGUUCAUAACAAUCAUAUUACAUGAACACAUUGUUCAAUUAUUCAUCGAUUUUCUUAGUUGUGUUUUUAUAAGUAUGAAAUAAAACAUCGUAAAAGUAGUCAUAUAGUUAUUUAUAUUUUGCUUAAAAUGAAAUCAAUACUAAUUGUUAUUGAAUACAUACAGUGUAUAUACUUAUAACAAAUAGGCUUUUUUUAUACAAAUUCGUACCUAUUAGGAUAAUGAAUAUCAGUCUUCUUGAAUAAUCAAUCUUCUUCUUCAUCAGAAAUAAUAACUUGAUCUAAAAAGGCAGCAGGGGGUUGAAUUGCUUGGUGCCGAGCCCAUCCCAUAUACCAAACUAUGCACAUGACAUGAGCACAGCACCCGAGUGUCCGUUUUCCAACUAUACAGCUGCAAUAGUGACCGACAAGUUUAUUUCUGUUUUUCAAACUAUUAUUUAGCAAGAUAUAUACAAAAUAAAUUCUGUUGCUCUGGUGCCUCGAGAGUAUUUUAGCUCUUGUCAGCCAAGGAUCACAAACUACUAUGUUGUAUUGAUUUAAAUUAUAGUCAACUUCAAAAUCUUCAUACACUUCAAUGAAAAACGUUCCGUUUUCUUUUAGGUGUUCGCCAUAGUAGCUUACCACAUUAUCAACAGAUCCUCAUAUGAUAAGAUGGGAAACUGUUGAAAGCCUUCACUUGAGUUCAUAGCUUGGAAAGCGGCUCUGCGUUGAUUUAAAUUGUUUUGUAUUACAAACUCGCACAGAUAGUUUGGGGCGUCGUGCUUAAGGUAUAUAUCGUUGAUUAUUUCAUUUACGAGUGGGUGAUCUGUCACCCGUUUUCCAAAGGCAUUUAUUAGGGCGCAAGCAAUCCUCACUUCCUCUUUUAAAUGUGGCAUAUUCGGUAUUGCGUAGUUAGCUGGAAACGAUAAGAAUACUGUUCCAUCAAUAAUGAAGUAAGUACGUCACAUUUAGACUGCGUUUCCACCAGUAACAUGCUAGAUGCUACGUUGCAUACCCUACAAUCGGGUUCAUUGUGCCGAUCAGAAUCAGACCCAAUUAUCUGAUUGGUGGAUAUUAAACCUAGCAACGUAGCACAUGUCAGAUGAAAAAACAGCCUUACCGUUGUGCUUGCAUUAAUAUGAACUGAUUACUCUCUACUGUUACAAAAAAUGCAAAUAUCAUUUAUUAUACAUAAUUAAGUGGUAAUAGUUGGCUAUAAAAUCUAUUGAAAGCGUAAGUCUGGUACACAAGUGAUACGCUUGGCGUAAGAGCUAUCUCUGGCUAAUUAUAAUAGAGAUAAGUUGACGACUUUCUGUUAAAAAUGUUUUGCGUUGAUUACACUCCGUCUAAGACGCUACAUAAUGAGAGCUUCGAUAAAGUAGGAUAUAUAUUAUUUUCAUACACGAAUUUUUUUUCAUA
Molecule: messenger RNA, 5123 nt
Organism: Pectinophora gossypiella (pink bollworm)
Lineage: Eukaryota; Metazoa; Arthropoda; Insecta; Lepidoptera; Gelechiidae
Product: glucose-6-phosphate isomerase-like
Exons: 12
Coding region: 1-1755 (584 amino acids)
Biological process (GO): gluconeogenesis; glucose 6-phosphate metabolic process; glycolytic process
Cellular component (GO): cytosol
Molecular function (GO): monosaccharide binding; glucose-6-phosphate isomerase activity; carbohydrate derivative binding
Source: RefSeq, a predicted model, not a curated record